AUGAAAUCUCCGGCCGACAAAGCUGCUCAGCGCCCGAGCAGCAAGAAGGGUACCUCUACCUCGAAUCAAAGCCCCGAGUCUGCCCUCAGCGAAGACCAAGAAGGCAAUCAAGAGGGCUCUCAAGUUCACCAGCAAAGUCCUGGUCAACACGACACUUCUCCCCGUGAGGAUGUCAACAACGUAGUACCUCUACCCAUGAAUGUCCCCCAGCACCAACAGCAGAGUUCUAGCCAACAUGGCAACCACUCCCCCCAAGCUCUCACCGACCCACCCGUCAACCCCCCUCCACAUGAUCAUCACAAUCCUGGUUUUGACGACAUGUAUGGCGGUGAGCUUUUCGACGACAUGCCUAGUCACUUUGAUCAUCUCCUAGAACAUGACCUCUUGAUCGGCAACGGCUUCUUUGAAGACAACGAUUCCCAUGUCAACGUCCAUUCAUCAGCACAGGUCCAGAAUUAUCAGCAGGGCGAGCAGAACGUUCCGAUUGCCAGCCCACCCGCUCACCAGUCUAUGAUGAACAAUCAUGGUGGUCCUCAUCAACAGCCACCUCACCUCCUAGGCGCCCAUAAUCUGCAACAGCCGGCUAAUCCACAACAUUAUGCUGUCCCCAAUGGUCACCCUUACGGAGCUCACAUGCAGCAUCUCUCCGUUGAUCAACAGAUCCAUAACCAGGUCCAGGUUCCUGUCCAACACCAAGUUAUCAUCCAACAACCAACCCAAAUGCAACACCAAGCCCACAUCCAACAACAGGCCUUAAUGCAGCCGCUAUUAACCAGCAAAUCCUCGUUCAGCACCCGGUCCCUCACCAUCAUCAGGUUGCUGUUCAACAUCCAGCCCCGGUCCAACACCAGGUCCCGGAAGUGCCUGUUCCGGUUCCUGUUCCCAGCGCCGCGGGCCCAGCGGGCGACCAUGGCCCACCGACACCUCAUCCAGAGGCUAAUCAUCCCGCUAUAG
This is a messenger RNA of Neurospora tetrasperma FGSC 2508, 954 nucleotides long. RefSeq lists its product as uncharacterized. The transcript has 3 exons. Bases 1 to 954 code for a protein of 317 amino acids. Lineage: Eukaryota; Fungi; Ascomycota; Sordariomycetes; Sordariales; Sordariaceae. The record is from RefSeq and is a predicted model, not a curated record.